This is a messenger RNA of Ctenocephalides felis (cat flea), 982 nucleotides long. RefSeq names its product profilin (gene chic). NCBI's taxonomy places the organism in Eukaryota, Metazoa, Arthropoda, Insecta, Siphonaptera, Pulicidae. The transcript has 3 exons. Gene Ontology annotation, cellular component: cell cortex. The record is from RefSeq and is a predicted model, not a curated record. Gene Ontology annotation, molecular function: actin monomer binding. Bases 147 to 527 code for a protein of 126 amino acids.
UGUAUCAUUGCGUUGUGAAAAGUUGAACAUCUCAGUUUUGAGAACGCCUUGGUCGGGUUACAUUCGGUUUGCGUAGUGAGUAGGAUUACGCUAGUGUUUCAAAAUAAUUGAAAAUUUUCAGUGAUAUUUAAUUUAAAUAAAUCAUCAUGAGCUGGCAGGAUUAUGUAGACAAACAACUUCUUGCUUCUCGCUGUGUAACCAAAGCGGCCAUUGCCGGACACGAUGGCAAUGUGUGGGCAAAAUCAGAAGGCUUUGAGGUGACGAAAGACGAGCUCUCAAAACUGGUCGCCGGCUUCGAUAACCAAGAUCUAUUGACGUCUGGCGGCGUCACGCUGGCCGGCCAGAGGUUCAUCUACCUGUCAGGUACCGAUCGCGUAGUCCGUGCUAAGUUCGGCAAGAUUGGAGUCCACUGUAUGAAGACGACGCAAGCCGUGGUAGUUUCGCUGUAUGAGGAACCUAUUCAGCCUCAACAAGCUGCUUCUGUCGUGGAGAAACUUGGUGACUACCUCAUAACUUGCGGCUACUAAAUGUGAAACACUGGAGUGGCCCCUUAUUAAUUUUUAAGAAAACUAUAAUAAUUAUAAUUACGAUUAAUGAAUAAAUUUAAACAAUGAAGACCGGCCAGCAAAAAGGGACAGAAUUUUUUUCUCAUGCCUCCUGCAAUGCAGUAAAAUAUUUUGUGCCAUUUUUGUGCCUUUGUUCCCGGUGACCUUUUUUUCCUCAGAAGGGACACCUGGAGUGUACUGGCAAAAUCGAGGACAUUAGUUUAAACAUUUGUAUUAUAAAACCGUGCGGACGGCAAAAUGAAUAAAAAAUCUUACUACGAUUAAAUUUGUAUUAAUUUCGAUGUGAGGUUAUCGUACUUGUGGAUUUAAAUAUACUUUCUCCUUUAAUAAAACUCGUGCUUUUGCAAUUUAUGAUUUGUCUAUUAUUAGCUAUUGUAUGUAAUAAAUACUGAUAUGAAUAUUUGAUACCACUACAA